This is a messenger RNA of Paramecium octaurelia, 933 nucleotides long. The record is from the annotation of a GenBank genome assembly. Lineage: Eukaryota; Ciliophora; Oligohymenophorea; Peniculida; Parameciidae.
AUGAGAAUACUGAUAUAAAGUAAUUGUAAUUACUUAAUAAAAUAGAAGAAGAUCCAUAAGUAAAUAAUUAUUUAAAUUAAAUAUUAAAUAGAAAACACCAAGUUUAAAGAUUUAAUGUAAUAAACAUGGAAAAGAAAUUAUUAUGUUUAACUUGAAUCCUUAAAAAACUGAAUUGUCUAUUUUGGCCUGUGUUGAAUGUAUAUAAUCAAAUGAUCCAAUCAAAUAUGGAUAGGUGGAUACACCAAAAAAAUAAGGAGACUUUAGUAGAUAAAUGGUUUCACUGGAUGUCGUUUGUAAUAAAUGUUAUCUUGGAAUGCAAGCCAUGAAGUUACACAGUCAACUAAAAUUCUGCUAUAGGCAACUUCUGUAUAAGUUGAGGAAUUUUAUAAAAGGUAAAUGAGCAGUUUUAUAGAAGGUAAAAUGUAUUUCAUGCAGAUUCAAGAAUAAUACAAUUUUCAAUACAAAAAACCAACAGGGGAAUGGAAAAAAGGUAUAAAAGACUAAACGAUGAGGCAUAAGUAAAGCAUUAGGAAAGGAAUAGCUAGGUUACCUGGAAAUUAUAACCCUUAUGUGGAGUAUAGAGUACCUAUUAAUAGUACAACCUUAGCUAGUUAUGCAGCAAAGAUUCUCUGUAUUAGAAAAGGAAUUUAGAUUUUAAAAAGUUUUGCACAAUAGCAAUGUCUGCUGAAAAAUUGUAUCAAUUCAGAUGGCUAUCGAAACAUUUACGAAUAUUAAUCUCAAUAUCUACAAUAUUCCUAAUACUAGGGAGGUGAUGUAGACAUUAUUUUAAGAGAACAAACGUGUGAAAGCAAUAGAUAGCUACUUCUGAAGUUGAAUGAAAUAUAGCACGUGUUUUGUUAAACCUCAUCUCAAGAAGCAAAAUCCAAUAAGAAUCUUGGGAACACUAUUCAGGAGUAUUUUUAGGAAUCCUGA